Molecule: messenger RNA, 1047 nt
Organism: Lactuca virosa
Lineage: Eukaryota; Viridiplantae; Streptophyta; Magnoliopsida; Asterales; Asteraceae
Source: the annotation of a GenBank genome assembly
CACAAACACACAUGCACAUACACCACUCAAUGGAGAAGAUACGCCACAAAAUGGUGGCAGUGAAUGGAAUAAACAUGCACGUAGCAGAGCUUGGCACAGGCCCAACCAUCCUCUUCAUCCAUGGCUUCCCGGAGCUCUGGUAUACCUGGCGCCACCAGAUUCUCUAUCUUGCCUCCCAUGGCUACCAUGCUGUAGCACCUGAUCUCCGUGGCUAUGGUGACACAACUGGUGCUCCUACCUCCGACCCCACCAAGUUCACCAGCCUUCAUGUGGUUGGAGACCUGGUGGCGCUCAUCAACACCGUGGCUGCCCCAGGCGAAGAUAAGGUGUUUGUGGUCGGACAUGACUGGGGUGCAAUCAUUGCCUGGGCGUUGUGCCUUUAUCGGCCGGAUAAAGUCAAGGCCUUGGUGAAUAUGAGUGUUGCUUUCCAGCCAAGAGAUCCAAAUACCAAACCUAUUGAUGGAUAUCGAGAUCUUUAUGGAAACGAUUACUAUAUAGUUAGAUUUCAGGAAACUGGAGAAAUUGAAGGUGAAUUUGCGGUAUAUGGUACAGAGAGAGUAUUAAAUGCUUUCUUCAAUUAUCGCAAACCUGCCCCUCUUUUUCUACCCAAGGGUAAUGGUUUAGGAAUCUCACCUGAUGAUCCUAUAAUCGUGCCUUCAUGGAUGACCAAAGAAGAUCUUGAAUACUACACCGGAAAGUUUGAGAAAACUGGCUUCACUGGAGGUCUAAACUACUAUCGAGCUCUCGACUUGAACUGGGAGUUAACUGGCCCAUGGACCGAAGCCAAAGUGAGUGUACCUGUUAAGUUCAUCGUCGGUGACCUUGACCUGACUUACAACUCGGUUGGCGGUAAAGACUAUAUAGAAAGUGGAGAGUUCAAGAAAGAUGUUCCUCUUUUAGAAGAUGUAAUCAUACUGGAAGGUGUUGCUCAUUUUCUUCAUGAAGAAAAACCUGAGGAAAUUAACAAGCAUAUCCACCAAUUCUUCCAACAAUUCUCUAUCUAAAUACUACAACCGUUUAUGCUCAAUCACCGGGAAUAUAUUUAAG